AUGUAUAAAUUAGCAGUCUGCACAUUGCUUAUCCUUAGCGUAACAGCAAUUGAUGUCACAAACUCAGUUUGGACAAGCCAUGACCAAAAAGCUUUUGCUUAAAUUAAACAAUCUGGUUGGGGUAAUUUCAUUUUGAACUUUGGUGAACUCCAUUUAACUACAGGAGGUAUCCUUGCAGAAUUAAACACUGAAAUUGCUAAACUUGUAAUUACUUUUUUCAUUAAUUCGUUUAGAUUGACGAAUUAGAUGAGGAAUUAGCAGAAGUCCAUCAUCAAUAUGCAAGAAGAACAGACGUUCACAACAGAGAAGUCAAUAGACUUUCAUAAGAAAUCCAAGAUAAAGAAAGAGGUAUAUUAUUAAAUUUAUAGAUUUAUUUUAGAGGUCUUCAAUGCCCACGAUUUUUAUGAUAACGUUUUGAUCCCAUAAAGAGAUAGAUUUGCUGCUCAACUUGAAUAAUUAUAAGAAAACAUUGCUUAAAACAGAAAGACACUUAAUGAGGCAACAGUUCAAAGAGCUAAUGAUCAUGCUGAAUUUGAAGCUAAAGUUGCUGAACAUAACGAAGCCAUCAGUGCUAUUGAUGAAUCAUUAUAAUUACUCAGUUAAUUAGAAUCACCAUCCCUUGUCUAAAUCUAAAAGGUCUAAAAGAAUUUGACCAAAAUUUAAUAAUCACUCAAAAGACAUAGCACAUUCUAAACCUUCAUCAAGACUCUUUUGGAAAUUGCUGUUGAAGCUAACUUUGCUGAUCAAGGUGCUCUUAGAGAAGUAUUGAUAUUUUGUUAACUCUUUCAUAGAUUUUGACUGCCUUCAACAAUUUGAGAGUUUAAUUAGUUGACUCCCUCAACCAACUCACUGCUGAUGAAGCUGAAGCCUAAAAAGACUUUGAAGCAAGAGUUAUUCAAUUAAACUAAGAACAUGCUGAAUUCUAAAGAGCUGUUGUAGUUAAGACAGCUGAAAUUGAAGCCAAUGCAAGUAAAUAUUUAAUAAUAAUAAUUAAUAGACAAGAUUGAAUAAACCCUUGAUUUAAUUGAUGUCUUACAUGCAGAUUUGGAUACCUUGAAUGGAUAAUUAUAAGCAGAAAAUGAUGACUUUGCUUUCGCAACUGACGUUUACAAUGCUACCGUUGCUGAAUACAACAAGGAAUUAAAUGCCGCCCACUAAGCCUUAGAUUUAUUGAACCAACCAAGAUUUACCGAUUACGUUAAAUCUUAACUCAAGGGAGCAUUUUGAUAUUAUUCAUUCAAUAAAAGUAAAUGAAUUCAUUAUUAAAUUACAUUAAAA
Molecule: messenger RNA, 1278 nt
Organism: Paramecium primaurelia
Lineage: Eukaryota; Ciliophora; Oligohymenophorea; Peniculida; Parameciidae
Source: the annotation of a GenBank genome assembly